AUGAAAAAAUUGGUAAUUUUCGUUUUUAUUUUAUUAAAAGUGAAAAUAAUUUUUUUAAUUAUUUACUUUAUUUAUUACGAAGGUGGUGUUGGAAAAGUGGUCGAAAUCGAUGAAUCGAAAUUUGGUAGACGUAAAUAUUAUAGGGGUCAUCGAGUAGAGGGGCAGUGGGUUUUUGGUGGAGUAGAGCGGAUAACAGGCAAAUGUUCUUUAGUACCCGUUGAACGUCGUGAUAAGGAGACAUUACUGACAGUAAUAAAAGAGUGGAUUUUGCCCGGUACAUUAAUCAUUAGUGAUUGUUGGAAAAGUUACGACUGUUUAAAAGAUGAGGGUUAUGAACAUUUACGGGUUAACCAUUCAAUUGAAUUUAAAAAUCCCGACACUGGGGCGCACACGAAUAAUAUCGAGGGGAUGUGGCGUCAUGCUAAGGCAUCUUUAAGCCAGUACUCCCGGAAAAAACAUUUUUACGCCGGAUAUUUAGCCAAACACAUGUUUUUGAAGUCUUGCCGAAAUUUGAAUUUGAACCCGCUAAAUGAGUUUUUCCGGUUGGUUUCAUUGUUGUACAACCCAACUACACCGGAAAUAGUUGAUAGUGAAGAACUAUCGACAGAGUCGUCAGAUUCUGAGGAAGUAGAGUCUGAACCGGAGUUUGGAUAUUUCUAA
This is a messenger RNA of Aphis gossypii (cotton aphid), 660 nucleotides long. RefSeq lists its product as uncharacterized. The record is from RefSeq and is a predicted model, not a curated record. The transcript has 2 exons. Bases 1 to 660 code for a protein of 219 amino acids. Lineage: Eukaryota; Metazoa; Arthropoda; Insecta; Hemiptera; Aphididae.